Trematosphaeria pertusa is the source of this 1204-nucleotide messenger RNA. RefSeq lists its product as uncharacterized. The coding region runs from base 365 to 910 and encodes 181 amino acids. NCBI's taxonomy places the organism in Eukaryota, Fungi, Ascomycota, Dothideomycetes, Pleosporales, Trematosphaeriaceae. The transcript is spliced from 2 exons. The record is from RefSeq and is a predicted model, not a curated record.
UAUCCAGAGAAUUCCACACCGUGAGGUGAGUCUAUGCGGAGCUCAAAACUGGUUCCCCUGGAGUGGCUGUGAGUUUCACGGACUCUUAGGCGUGCUGUGCCGCGGGGCCAAUUCGAUCCUCCGAGGCGCAGACUAGUUGCCUGUAGGUACAACUGUUUCAACGUUUCAAUCAGCUCGUGUCCUCUCCUCUCUACCCCACCAUUUCUCUCUCUCGGUAUUCGUUUGAAAGAGCUAUUGCCGGAAUUUCGCAAACGACGAAGAUUUUAUCUUGAGCAGCGGGUGCUCCAGCGCGAUAUUCCUUCAUUCUUGCUCCAAUUUCGCCUUUUCCGAACAGCACACCCACUCCCCAAAAUCAACCUCCACCAUGCCCGUCGUCACAAUCGCCGACUACAACACCUACCGCAACCCGCGCCACCCCUUCACCCGCCAAUGUCCCAACUUCCGCACAUGCUGGCCCGGCCUGAGCGCCUCCUACAACCCCCUCGUCUCCUCGCGCCCGCUCAUGCUCCGCCGCAUCUCCUUCCUGCUCAUCCAGCUCCUCCAACUCACCCACAUCGCGCUGCACACCACACUCCAGUCCCUCAGCACGCUCUCGCAGCUCCCCUGGACCGCCACCACGCUGCUGUUCUUCUUCUUCGUUGCCUGGAACUUGCACCUGAUCGUCCAGAUGGAGGGCGAGCGGAUCGUGUUCGGGAAGCGGUUUAGCAAGGUGUGGUUCGACGCGUUUCUCUGGGGCCUUGUGGUUGCGUAUGCAGGGCUAGUGGUGGGCGACUGGAUGGCAGGGGACGUGUGGCGGUAUGAGGCGCAGGUUGCAGAGGUGCUACUUGAUCUGGUUAUUUUUUUGGUGGCGUGGGUGAGCACGUGGGCGCCAUAUGGGACGGUGGUGUUUUGGGGAGAGGAGCAGGUGUGAGAUCUCAGAGUGUAGAUGCCCCUGUUUCCGCGCAGCUGGGGAACGGUGGGGAGAAGGAAGACGGGGUUUCGAUGGAUGAUGGGAUUUUUAAGGACGCAGAUCAGGCCGUAGCUAGAAAGACAUCCCUUCAUAUCCCCCAGCGAGAUAAAUCGCUCGCAAUGCAUACCCAUAGCCUAGAACACUGUCCGUUCUGUCCUAUACUCCGUAAACGCCACGCACGCAUGCACGUAUGCACAUAUGUAUGCAUGCAUGCAGCACCAUUUUCUUUCCGCUCAAACCCCCCGCGACUCUUCC